AUGCGUCAGGACUGGAGUAUCGGAUCAUACAGCAUCAAGGACGGUGACUCCAUCAAUCUUCAGGCGUUGCCAAGUAUCGGAUCAUACAACAUCAAGGAUGGUGACUUCCACGAUAUUCGGGAAUUGGCGCAUGUGCGCGGUGGCAAACCAGUCAUUUAUCUAUACUCGCCCUCCGAUAUUGAUGUCUCUGUCAAGCUCUCCCUCGUUCCUGAGUGGAGCCUCUCUGUCAUCUAUCCCGUUGUUGCCACGCAAGACCAUGGCCAGCGUUUAGAAUGGAAUGUCCGCACCCAUCAAGAUGGAAGUCUGACUGAACAUAAUUCUGGUUUAGAUGUGGCGUACCUAUUCUGGGAGGCGGAGUCAAAUUUGCCCCAUUCACCAGCAUCCGAACCGCAACCAUUGGAUACGUUCAGUCCUAUAUCCAGCAGUCUCAGUGAUACGGAUUCAGUCAUCAUUCCAGUAGACAAAGUGACCGUUUAUCUCGAUAAAUCACUCAAGGCUCUGGGACUUCACACCGAAGCUAGAACAUCAUUCAUAACCUACUGGCUACCCGAUAUCCUCAAGCACGAGUACAUUGCCCUCCGAUUCGUCCCUCAAUCGGCAUACGAACGUGCCGCUUCCUUGAAUAUUUCUCCGCAGCCUGACGUCGUGACUCGCGUAUUCAUGCUGUUCAGAGGUAUCCCAAAGGAGCACUUGGUAAAUUGGUCUAAUGCCCAGAUGCAAGCAGAGAAAGACGUUGCUUGGUGGGUGGAUGUAGUUGGAGUGGAUCUUGCAAGGGCCGGUGAUAUGGCUUUGUUCAGGGUGUUGGAAUGGGGAGGGAUGGAGGUUUUCAUUUGA
Suillus subalutaceus is the source of this 834-nucleotide messenger RNA. RefSeq lists its product as uncharacterized. The transcript has 3 exons. NCBI's taxonomy places the organism in Eukaryota, Fungi, Basidiomycota, Agaricomycetes, Boletales, Suillaceae. The record is from RefSeq and is a predicted model, not a curated record. The coding region runs from base 1 to 834 and encodes 277 amino acids.